Candidula unifasciata is the source of this 258-nucleotide messenger RNA. Lineage: Eukaryota; Metazoa; Mollusca; Gastropoda; Stylommatophora; Geomitridae. The record is from the annotation of a GenBank genome assembly.
AUGAUGGUGAAUGUUCCUAAACAGCGGCGGACAUUUUGUAGAGGCAAAAAAUGCAAGAAACACGCAGUGCACAAAGUGACACAGUACAGGGCUGUACGUUACGACCGGAAACAGAGUGGUUAUGGUGGUCAGUCGAAGCCUGUGUUUAGAAAGAAGUGCACAGAAUGCAAAUACAGGAAACAGUUGCCCAUUAAACGUUGUAAACACUUUGAGCUGGGUGGUGACAAGAAGAGAAAGGGGCAUAUGGUCAUGUUCUAA